This is a messenger RNA of Pseudomyrmex gracilis, 3356 nucleotides long. Its product is annotated as aminopeptidase N-like. Gene Ontology annotation, cellular component: cytoplasm. The transcript is spliced from 13 exons. The record is from RefSeq and is a predicted model, not a curated record. Lineage: Eukaryota; Metazoa; Arthropoda; Insecta; Hymenoptera; Formicidae. Gene Ontology annotation, biological process: peptide catabolic process; proteolysis. Gene Ontology annotation, molecular function: peptide binding; zinc ion binding; metalloaminopeptidase activity. Bases 109 to 2982 code for a protein of 957 amino acids.
GGUAAGAUCGCGCAAGCAAAACGUUUUUGAUCUCGUUGUUCUCUAACUUUGCAAUAGUGUUUCUUCCAACAUUUAUAUCUUAAUGACUUGGAUAUCACUACAUAAACAAUGAUACGCAUUAUGCAGAUGCUUAUAUUUUUCGGAACGAUAUGCUUAAUAUGUAUCACCGGAAUUGCUUCUACUUCGGAUGAAAAGUUGUUUCAGUCAUCACAAUGUAUACAUCCAAUACACUAUGAUAUUUUCUUAGAAAUACAAAACACCUCUCUUAUUGUCUCUUCUACUGUUUUACUUAACGUGACAUGUAUAAAGAAAUCUAUAAGACUACAAAUUGGACGUUAUUGUAAUAUACAGGAAAUAGAUGUCCAAGAAGACGUUCCUUAUACCUUGCCUGAGUUUACACGUUUUGAAAUCAAUACAUUACAGUCAAGUAGUACUAAAAAUCGAUUCAAAAAAGUGUAUAUUACUUUAAUCAAAUACAGUUGCUUUAAAUGCUUUCUUCCAACAACUGAAAGAUUACCUAUAUCUGGAAUAUACACGAUACAUUUAGUACAUAAGUGUAAGUUAGAAGAAGUUGCGACUGUUUGCACAUACAGGAACGAAACCAAAAUGAAAGAAUUUCUGAUUUUACCGCGUAUUCCCAGUGAAUGGAUAUUUCCUUAUUGGGAAAAUCCAGCUACCAAGGCUGAAUUUUCCAUUCAAAUUAAACAUAAAGACACCGAAACAGCCCUAUCAAAUAUGCUUGUUACGAAACACAGACGUUAUGAACCAAACAUAAUCUAUACGAUAUUUGACACCACACCUUUAAUAUCCACGCAUUUGGUAGCAGUAGGUGUCGUACCAAAUGAUGUCAGUAUUAUAUUAUCGGGCGAAGGUAUUGUUAACAUCAGUAGUCGAGCGAUAAAUGACACGUUAUAUGCACAUCAUCUUAUUAAAGAUAUUAGCACCAUUAUCCAAAUGCAAAUCUUCCCAAGGCAACAUCAUACUGUAUACUUAAUACUACCAGUAAACUUUAGUUAUUACGAAAAUAUUGUAACUACUGGACUUGUUUUGUUAAGUGAAGGUAACAUUAUAUACGACAAACAAGAUUCUAUUAUACGAGAAAGAGAAGUAACAUGUAUGAUAGCACGUAAUGUGAUCCAAGAAAUAUUUAGUGAUUGGUUACUUAUGUUUAAACAGUCUGAUUCUUGGUUUAUCGAAGGAUUUUUAACAGUAUACGGAAUUUAUCUUCGCGAUCAGUAUUACAAUACAUCUUUACUAAACUCGAUUGUGGUUCAAACUCGACGAACAGUUUUUGAUUAUAUUGAAAUAGGUAGAUAUGAUCCUUCGAUUCAAGAAAACUCACUCAUAUUACAAAAUUCAACUCUUGCUAAACUAUGGAGAGAAAAAGCAUUCGGUGUCUUCUAUAUGCUCAAUACUGUGUUUGUACAAGAUUCUCUAUAUACUUCUUUGUUUAAUGCAGCCGUAAACUUAUAUCAUAACACAAAAAAAACAUCAAACUACACGUACAAAACAUUGUCAAUUCUUAAUACGUUAAUACGCAGUAAGAAAUUUAAGACGUUGUCCUUAUAUAAGUUUCCAUUCAUGAAGUCGACCAUUUUCAAAAAUAUAAUAUCUUCAUGGACAGCAGAAAUUGGUUAUCCUGUAGUACACAUAGGACGGAAUAAUAAACAUCUAAUGGAAACAAUUAUAGAUUGUUUUGCCGUUGAUCACAAUAAACCGUGCAAUCGAAAAUGGUGGAUACCUGUGACUUAUAAACAAAUACUAAACACAAGUGUUUCUAUCCAUCGCCAUGUUCUAAAACCAGACAGAAGAAGAUUUGAUAUAUUUCUUCGUAAUACAAAUGAGUUUGUUAUUGUCGUAGAUCACCCAGGAUAUCGCGUUAACUAUGACCGUCAAUCUUGGAAACACAUUGCUCUUUUCCUAAAAAACGGAGGGGCUAAAAUCGCAAAGUUGUCUGACGUCACUUUAGCACAACUGCUCGACGAUGCCUUUUAUUUUUUGCUACAAAAUACAGAGUAUAACGAAAAUGUUGUUCCAGAAUAUAGUGACCUAGAUACAUAUCUUGAACUUGCAAGCAGUAUAUUUCAUGUAAAUAAUUCCUACACAGCGUGGUAUCCUGUAUUUAUUGCUCUCGAAAAAAUGUCAAAAAUGUUGCCGUUCCCAGAAAGUACUCUUUCGAGAAAUAUCAAGAAUAAACUCCUGGAAAUGUUGAAUACGGUUCUUGCUGAUAUAUCACAUACAUAUUUUCGGAAAAAUAUUGACACUCAUCAAAUCUAUCAUGAAGUUCUAAAAUGGACAUGCAUUCUUGAUGGUUUAAAAUGCAAAGAUCAUGUUAAUGCAAUAUUAAACUGGCAUGUUAACUAUCCUGCACAAACCAAACUGUUGCCAAGUUGGCAAAAAUGGAUAUACUGCCAAGGAUUAAUAUUAGAAACUGUCAGUUUUAAUACGUCUGCUUUGUGGCAAACAAUAUUCAACACAUACCAGACCCAACAAAAACAAGAAGAAUUCUUUGAAUUUUUAUCUUGCUCUAGACAGUACGACAAAAUGUAUAGCUUUUUAGUGUUUCUUAAUGGUGAUUCCUUACUACCAUUUGAAGGUAGAGUAACUACUAGGAAAAGUAUUACUGUACUUUUCAAUCUUUUGUCUAUGCAUUCAAAAAAUGAUUUAGCGCUGGAAAUAAUACUAUUUGGACUAAAAAAUGGAAUAGGAAGGAAAAUGAACAUACUAGCAAUAAUAAAUUGUGUUAUUAACAACAUAUAUUCGGACGACGCCCUGUCGAUGAUUACUAACAACAAGUUUGUGAAUACAAUGCUGCAUAACCAUCGCAUUUUAAAUGAACCAUUUAUUCUCGCCGCCAUUAAACAAAAAAUUAGAAAUCGUCGUAGUUUCUUAUAUAACGCAAAAAAUAUAAUUCAGUGUAUACCCUAUUAUGUUUUUAAUUACAAACACACCUCAUCAUUUCUAUAUGCUGGCUGCACAUAAGUUCUCUGUUUAUGAUAAUGAACUUUUCGUAAUGAAACAAAAAAUUUGACUAAAACAUUAUUAAGUCGUUGUGAUCAAAUUUGUGUUUCUCUUGUUUAAAAACGUUUUAUUUUAUGAUAUCACAAUUAUUUUCUGUGUAUGAGUAACUUCCAAAAUACACUUUUCGAAGAUUAACAUUGACUAAUUUGCAAGUUGUUGAUCAUAAAAUAAAUUCGUUUCUUCAUUAAAAUGUAAUAUUUUUAGGACGAGCUAGUGCGUAUAUGUAUAUUUAUGUAUGGCACACAAAUAUACAUAUAUACAUAUAUGUCACUAUACAAGUCACACGUUUAAGAAACCCAUAAUAUUUAUGUAUAUGUCUCUGAAAUGUAAGAACA